Molecule: messenger RNA, 597 nt
Organism: Closterium sp. NIES-65
Lineage: Eukaryota; Viridiplantae; Streptophyta; Zygnematophyceae; Desmidiales; Closteriaceae
Source: the annotation of a GenBank genome assembly
AUGGAUAGAAGUAGAGAGGCUGGAGAGCAGGGGGGAUUUGCUAGUGGAGGAGUGGGGACUCACCAACCAGCCAACCCUACGCUACCUACUUCUUCUACACCAUCUCCCACUACCGUGGAUCCUGUGAAAGCUUUCUCUAUUGAGAAAUUCAUGGGGGAGGACUACAAGCACUGGAGUUUCCGCAUGAGGUUGAUGUAUACCCAAUACAAGCUAUUGGGUUUGGUGGAGGGAAAGGAGAAGAUGUCGGAGGCCGCGGAGCUGAAAGGAGCGUGGAUGAAGCGAUCGCUCAACGCGUACAUGCUCAUGUCGUGGUCUGCCCUUGCGAUCAACCUCAACUCCCAACAACCCCAAUGGAGCGUGGAUUACAUUCGCGCGCGCAUCCUAGAGGAGGACUUGCGGCGGCGGAGUGUGGAGCGCUCGGAGAAGGGGGCUUGCUAUGGAGUUGGAGGUGGAACAAGUGGCUUCAAGAAGAAGUGGAAGGGCAAGAACAAGGACAACCCUAAGGAGGAUGGCAGCGGGGGUCAAGGGGAGGUGUGCUUCUACUGCAAGAAGUGCGGACAUCGUUGGCGGAAGUGCUACCAACGACCCAAGGAUUAG